Argiope bruennichi is the source of this 1263-nucleotide messenger RNA. RefSeq names its product ras-related protein Rab-1B-like. Lineage: Eukaryota; Metazoa; Arthropoda; Arachnida; Araneae; Araneidae. Gene Ontology annotation, cellular component: endosome; Golgi apparatus. The record is from RefSeq and is a predicted model, not a curated record. Gene Ontology annotation, biological process: regulation of endocytosis. Gene Ontology annotation, molecular function: GTPase activity; GTP binding. The transcript has 6 exons. The coding region runs from base 89 to 805 and encodes 238 amino acids.
GGUCCUCCAUUUCAACCAUAGAAAUGUAACUAAAUGUCGUGUUACAUUCAUUAUAAACCAAAAAGGAUACAAACAAUAAGUUCAUUAUAUGCCAAAAGUAUAUAUUAUUUGUAAAAUGUCUGUUGAUUACCAUGUGAAAAUUAUUAUGCUCGGAAACAGUGGAGUUGGAAAAACUUCUUUGCUCUUACGAUUCAACCAAGGCGUUUUUAUUGAGGGGCAAGACUGUACAUUAGGAGUAUUCAGGUACCCUAAAACGGUUGUCCUUAAUGACAAAACAAUACAACUUGAAUUUUGGGAUACGGCUGGACAAGAAAGGUACAAAUCAAUAGUCGAUUCAUAUUAUAGGACAGCUGAUGGUGUUCUUUUGGUAUAUGAUACGACAAGAUACUUGACGUUCCUCGAACUUACAAGUUGGUUAAGUCAAAUAAGGGAAUUAAAUAACGAAGCUACGGUAGUCAUAGCUGGAAAUAAAUCUGACCUUGUGAAACAAAACCGGGUUUCUGGUACCACAGUCGAAAAUUUUGCAAGGAACGAGGGACUGGAGUAUAGUGAAACAAGUGCGAAGGACAAUGAAAACGUAGAUGAAGUUUUUGAGAAAUUAAUUCUGAAAAUACUGGAAAAAAAGAGCAUCCCACCGUCACCGGAAGAAUCGUCUGAAGAACCAUCUGAUUGUGCAGACGAAACUCCAGUCAAUUCUGCAGAAAGAUCGACCAAUAUGGUUUCUGCGUCAGUACAAACUGAAGCACCUAUUCGCCUUGAUGACCACCCUAGGGCAACCGAAACUCAAAAACAAUGUAGCUGCUAAUGAUCAUGAGAAGAAGGACCUAAUUGCAUCAUGCUUCGGAUAGUAUGAAAAGGGAUUAUGAUCAGAUAAUAUGUUGUAUAUAUGUAAAACAACAUACAACUUAUCAGGUCGCAUGUUGUUUUAAACAAAAAUUGUGUUUGAUGCAUAAAAGAAUGCAUUUUUUAAAAAUUCUCAUAUGAUUACAAAUUGACAGUUAGAAAUGAUCCUUCUAUCGUCGGUGUUUUUUAUAUGAGGUACUUAACAAAACGAACUAAUUCAGAUAGAUAUGUUUAGCUCCAAUUUCUGAAUUAGUGAUUCUCAUUUAUAAGUGUCUGAAUGAUAACAUUAUUUAAUAAUAAAUACAUGUAUGGAAUUGUAAUUUUCGUAUGCAGUUAUAUUUAACUUUCAAGUGUGUGUAUUUUUUCAUAUAAUGUAUUAUAUUUAUGUAUAAAUAAUGAGCAUAAGAUUGAGGAUUGUAU